UCAAAAAACACAACCCAGAUUACUCUUCCCCUCUGUCUCUGUCUCUGCCAAUUUCCAAUUUUCUCUCAAAAAUGGAAACCCAAUAUCCAAACCCAAACCCAAACCCAAAUCACACCGACGAAACCGAAUCCGACGACCCCACAACUCGGCGAAUCAGACGGCUCUCCUUGCACCUCCUCAACGACCCAGAUCAUGAUCAUGAUCAUGAUCACCUUCAGCUUCAGACAGUAACGUGCGGGGCAACGACGACGAGGAAGAAGCUGGAAGUGGACAGGGCGAGGUUGUGGGAGUGCAUGAGAGGGAAGCACAGAGAGAUUCAGGAAAAGGUGUUCGAGUACUUCAACGCGAGGCCGGAGCUUCAGACCCCGUUGGAGAUCUCGAGAGACGAGCACAGAGAGCUGUGCAUGAGGCAGCUGAUUGGGUUGGUGAGAGAAGCCAAUAUCAGGCCCUUCAGCUACCUCGUGGAAGAGCCCUCUCAGUACUUCGCCAUUUUGGAAGCUGUGGGAGCUGUCGACAUGUCGCUUGGGAUCAAGAUGGGUGUGCAGUACAGUCUUUGGGGAGGUUCUGUGAUCAAUUUAGGAACUAAGAAACACAAGGAUAAGUACUAUGAUGGUAUUGACAAUAUGGACUAUACAGGUUGUUUUGCUAUGACUGAACUGCAUCAUGGCUCAAAUGUUCAAGGCCUCCAAACAGUUGCAAAAUUUGAUCCAAUCACAGAUGAAUUUGUAAUUGACACACCCAAUGACGGGGCCAUCAAAUGGUGGAUUGGAAAUGCUGCAGUUCACGGCAAGUUUGCCACUGUCUUUGCUAAGCUGAUGUUGCCAACUCAUGACACAAAAGGAUUUUCUGACAUGGGAGUCCAUGCCUUCAUCGUUCCAAUAAGGGAUUUUAACACCCACCAACCACUUCCAGGAGUUGAAAUACAUGAUUGUGGCCACAAAAUUGGCCUGAAUGGAGUGGACAAUGGAGCAUUGAAAUUCCAUUCAGUCAGAAUUCCUCGAGAUAAUCUCCUUAAUCGAUUUGGAGAUGUCUCCCGUGAUGGGAAAUAUACAACCAGCCUCCCAUCCAUAAAUAAAAGAUUUGCUGCCAUGUUAGGUGAACUGGUAGGUGGGAGGGUUGGCCUUGCAUAUUCUUCAGUUAGUGUCCUCAAGGUAGCUGUUACAAUUGCCACCCGAUAUUCUUUACUGCGCCAGCAGUUUGGCCCUCCCAAGCAACCCGAAGUCAGUAUUCUUGAUUACCAGUCCCAACAACACAAGCUCAUGCCAAUGCUGGCUUCAACUUAUGCAUUCCACUUUGCCACUCAGCAUUUGGUGGAGAUAUAUUCAGAGAUGAAGAAGACUCAUGAUGAAGAAUUAGUUGGAGAUGUCCAUGCACUUUCAGCAGGUCUCAAGGCAUACGUGACAUCUUAUACAGCAAAGUCAUUGAGCAUCUGCAGGGAAGCCUGUGGAGGUCAUGGGUAUGCUGCAGUGAACCGGUUUGGCAGCUUGAGGAAUGAUCAUGACAUCUUUCAGACAUUUGAAGGGGACAACACAGUGCUUCUACAACAGGUAGCAGCCGAUCUCUUGAAGCGAUACAAGGAGAAGUUCCAAGGUGGGACACUUGCAGUUACAUGGAACUACUUAAGAGAAUCAAUGAACAGUUACCUGUCUCAGCCAAAUCCCGUAACUGCUAGGUGGGAAAGUGCCGAUCAUUUACGAGAUCCCAAGUUCCAGUUGGAUGCCUUCAGAUACCGAACAUCUCGAUUGCUUCAAAGUGUUGCUGUGAGACUAAACAAGCACUCUAAAACUCUUGGAGGCUUUGGUGCUUGGAAUCGAUGCUUGAAUCACCUUUUGACACUUGCUGAAUCCCAUAUUGAAUCUGUCAUCCUAGCAAAGUUUAUUGAAGCUGUAAAGAGAUGUCCGGAUGCGAGUACUCAAGAAGCUCUGAAACUUGUAUGUGAUCUUUAUGCCUUGGAACGAAUCUGGAAGGACAUAGGAACCUACCGUAAUGUUGACUAUGUGGCACCCAACAAAGCUAAGGCAAUCCACAAGCUUGCAGAUUACUUGAGUUUUCAAGUGAGGAAUAUUGCAGGGGAACUUGUUGACGCAUUUGAUCUUCCAGAUCAUGUUACACGGGCCCCUAUUGCGAUGCAGUCAGAAGCCUACUCACAGUACUUGCAGUAUGCAGGAUUUUAAUACCUAAAUAGAGCAAAAAGCCUCACAAGAUGCAUAUAAAAGAAUUUCUGAUGCUGAUACAUAUGAAAAAGCCUCACACAGUAUGUGGGUUGUCAGGAUUUUUUUUUUUUUUUGGUGGCCAAAUGUCAUUAGUGUUUUUAUUUUCUUUUAUUUCUUUCCUAAUAAGAAAGCAAGAUGAAUUGGUCAAAGGAGAUGGUGGCUUUCAAACCGAGGUUGGUGUUUCACUGUGUUUGGGAAGAAUAAUUAGCUGUGGUAGAAAUUGAAACAAUACUUUAUACACGAUUGCUUGUAAACUGUAUCAAUCAUCAAUUAGUAUUCAAAAUGCAAAUUUUACUGUCCA
This is a messenger RNA of Quercus lobata, 2514 nucleotides long. RefSeq names its product acyl-CoA oxidase 2 (gene ACX2). Lineage: Eukaryota; Viridiplantae; Streptophyta; Magnoliopsida; Fagales; Fagaceae. The transcript has 7 exons. The record is from RefSeq and is a predicted model, not a curated record. Gene Ontology annotation, molecular function: fatty acid binding; FAD binding; acyl-CoA oxidase activity. The coding region runs from base 72 to 2174 and encodes 700 amino acids. Gene Ontology annotation, cellular component: peroxisome. Gene Ontology annotation, biological process: fatty acid beta-oxidation using acyl-CoA oxidase; lipid homeostasis.